Messenger RNA from Cajanus cajan (pigeon pea), 1269 nucleotides. RefSeq lists its product as uncharacterized. The record is from RefSeq and is a predicted model, not a curated record. Gene Ontology annotation, molecular function: carboxy-lyase activity; hydrolase activity. NCBI's taxonomy places the organism in Eukaryota, Viridiplantae, Streptophyta, Magnoliopsida, Fabales, Fabaceae.
UCAGAAGUAAUUUAUGGUUGACAUCACAAUUGAGAACAAAUGGCGCUGAGGCUUCGUACUCUGGUCGGUCCAAGCCAUUUGAGGAAACCUAGGUCGAAAUUGAGGAUCAGAAGUUGUGCUGUUAAUGUUAGAAUGGCUUUCACUGCAAUUUCCAAAGUCAUUGAUUCUCAUCUCCACGUGUGGGCUUCACCUCAAGAGGCUGGAAAUUUCCCUUAUUCUCCUGGACAAGAACCUACUUUACCUGGAAAUGCCGAUUUUUUGCUCCAGUGUAUGGAGGAGGCAGGAGUAGAUGGUGCACUCAUUGUGCAGCCAAUUAAUCACAAAUUUGAUCAUAGUUAUGUCACAAGUGUUUUGAAGAAAUACCCAUCCAAAUUUGUUGGUUGUUGCCUUGCUAAUCCAGCUGAUGAUGGAAAUGGGCUUAAGCAGUUUGAAGAUCUUGUUUUGAAGGAUGGUUAUCGUGCUGUUCGAUUCAACCCAUAUUUGUGGCCAUCCGGGGAAAAGAUGACAAAUAAAGUUGGGAAGGCAAUUUUCCAAAGGGCUGGAGAACUCAAUGUGCCAGUGGGCUUCAUGUGUAUGAAGGGGCUUGACAUGCAUAUUUCUGAAAUUGAGCAAUUAUGCACAGAAUUUCCAUCAACAGUUGUAGUGCUUGAUCACUUGAGCUUUUGCAAACCACCAUUAAAUGAUGAGGAAGGUCUUGUCUUUUCUCAACUUUUAAAUCUAUCUAGAUUCCCACAGGUACAUGUGAAAUUUAGUGCCCUUUUCAGAGUGUCAAGAGUGCAGUUUCCUUAUCUGGACCUGUCUCCUCUCUUAUCCCAAGUUGUCUCUCACUUUGGUGCUAAUCGUGUAAUGUGGGGCAGCGAUUUUCCAUUUGUUGUUGCUGAAUGUGGUUACAAAGGAGCCAAAGAUGCAGUGCAUCUUAUUGCCAAUGAGAUCUCUUUGCCUUCAUCAGAUUUAGAGUGGAUCAUGGGAAAAACAGCUAAACAACUCUUCCAAAACCAAUUGACUCCAGUCAAGAAUUGAAACCGGGGGUGCUCUUUGAGUUGUAUAAAAUGUUUUUAGCUGUUGAAUGCAAAUUACAAUUGUGACAGCAUUGAAGAUGUUUUUUAACUUUCUUACUGAGCUCUUCUGUUUUUGGUAACACAUACAUAAAAGAACAGUUUUUUGCCAUUGUGCAUAUGUAUAUAUAAGCACAAGUUUUUUUUAAAGAUAAAAUAAAAUCUCAGGGAAAAGAAAACAAUAAAUGAAUAAGAAUGUGGAGUAGAAUCAAAA